GAUAUAUCAGUGCCACUGAACAUUCUUUUUACUUGCUUCGACUAAUUUAAUAAUAACAGUGAACUGAAAAAAAACACAUUCAUGAAAAAAGAAAAUUAGAAACAAGAUUUUGCGCCAAACACUUACUAUGACACAAAUCGAAUAACGUCGAGCAUGUGACAAAGUGGAGCAUAAUUAAUGAAUGUAAGAAGAAGUAGAAAACUUGACUAAAAAAAUACACUUGAUUAUUUCAUGCAUAGAAAACUUGAAUUUCAAAAUCGAUUAUAAAUUUUUAAUUUGCCAUGAACAAUUUUUUGAAUUGCUUAAACCAAUUAAGUUCGACACUCAUACAUUCGCGCCAAAUGUGUGUAUAAUUUGUGUAUUGAUUUCAAACAGACAGUUAUUCAAGCCCAGGACUUCAAUGUUUAUCUCUUGUGCUUUUUGUGAGCUGAUCUAAAAAGUUAAGAACUUUUCAACUACUUUGGGUGUGAUUUUUUUAGUUUUGAAUAUUAAAAAAAAGAAUUUGGACUGCUUUGGAAACGACCAAUCAAAAUUGUACUCUGUCAAAGCUACCUCACGAUUGAAAACCUGAAACCGACCAAAAAACGAAUUACACAAAUCGUUGGAUACCUGCAGCAAAAAUAUCAAACAAAAAGCAACAUAAGAAAAACCGUGUGUACGUGAAAUAAAGCAAUAAUUCAGAGCUUUGUCUCAAUAUCUCGCCUUUGGAACGUAUACAAUAGCGGCACCAGUGGCGAUAUUCAACAAAUUUUUCUUCAACCAGGAUAUGAUAAAUAAAAAUUAAGGUGGCUGGAGUAUCAGCGACCACGGAGCAACAAUCGGCUCCGCCAGCUUUAAUACAGGGUGGCUCAUCCCUGCGGCUUGCUGAUGAGCAUCACAUGUCCAUUACCGCUACUGAAAAUGCAGGGCUCGGGCCUUGUGAACUUCCACUACCCGAACAGUGGUUAUCGCAUACAUCAGCAUCACAGCUAUCGCAACAGUCCUUAAAUUCACUGUUGUUAUCACCACGUGCUGCAAAUAAUAAUAAUAAUAUCAAUACAAAUAAUAAUAAUAUAACAAACAAUAACAACUUUAAUAUACCGCAACAACAGACACAAGUGCAACAAUCACCGAAUAAUCAACAAAUUAAUCAGAAUUCUUCGAAUCAGACGAAAAUAAUGAACGCGGUCGCAUCGGCAGUGGCAUGUCCACCAGCUGCAUCGAAAAAAAUUCGAAGACGCCCAGAAAAUAAGCCACAAUCACAAAUCAAUAAAUGUAAUAAUGAAAAACGUCGACGCGAACAAGAAAAUGAAUACAUCGAACAAUUGGGCGAAUUUAUUCACAUUAAUAAACGGGACAUGAAUGCUCCCAAACCUGACAAAGCAGCUAUUUUAAAUGAAGUUGUAAAACAUUACAAUAAACUCUGUGAAAAGAAUAAUCGCAAGUGCUCACCAACUUGUUCUGAUUCGUGCACGAUUCAUCCGGUGCAACAAGGAGACGUCUCAUCAACUGAAUCCCAUUUACCGGAAACAUCGUUGAACGGUUCAUCAAAUCCAGAUAUUUUAGCCCAAUUCGGUGCACUCGAGCACUAUUUAUCGUCAUUCGAUUUGGCAUUAAUUCAAAUCAAUUCGGAAGGUAUCAUUGAAACGGUGACAGAAAAUAUCAAAGAUCUAAUCCAUUUCACAUCGUCUGAUCUAUUGAAACAACCAAUUUAUUCGUACCUGCAUGCUGGCGAUCAUGGUAAAUUGAGCCCAUUGCUGAAUAAUAUGUCAUUUCAAUUGAACAGCUGGGAUCGUCAAGAUGAUAAUCAAUCAGCACAAAAUAAACGUACCAUACAGAAACGCAUCCGUAUGUUGGUAAAGCAUCCAGAAAGUAGUACCGAAACUAUGGAAGAAAAACAACAACGUCAAGAUAAAUAUGAAGAAAUUAUGUUGCAUGCAACAGCAACAUUUAACAAAGAAAACGGCGAUGUUACUUCACCAGUUUUAUGUUUAUUACAACGAGCUGACGACGAACCAUCGAUUGAAUCAACGAUGCAACAACAGCAAACCCAACAACACCAAUUAGAACAAAUAACAUUUCGUUUAGAUCCAUCGGGCACUAUAAUUAAAAUGAAUACCGAAAAAUUGCGAAAAUCAUAUGCGCAAUCACUAACCAAAGAAAAUUGCCGAACCAUUCAAGAUAUCACACAUAUUCAGGAUUUAUCAAAAUUACAGGACCAUUUAAGGGAUCUUAUACAAUGUAAAGGGCCAGCACAAUCGUUGCCAUAUCGUAUUCGUUUUGGUCAAGAUACGUAUGUGUAUGUAAAGGCAUGUUCACAAUAUUAUCAAAAUAGUAAACCAAACGAAAGUGAUUUUAUUAUGUCACUGAAUACGUUGCUCAACGACACCGAUUUCUCCACAUUUGAGACGAAUUCAAACAAGACGACGAUGUCACAUGCAAGUACGAGUCAAAUUAAUGCACUCAAUUCAAAUAUUGGCGGUCCAUUGAUGACAACCGUUAUGAAUGGUUCGGGCGUUGUACAAUCAAUGCAAAAUCAAAUGCAAACCGAUACGAGUUUACAGCAGGAUAACAUUUAUAAUGCAGAUUCAUUUGAAUUUUCAUUCCCUGAUACAUUCGAUAUAAAUGGCAUGGAAUCGGUUGGCAUUGUAUGGGACACAAGGCCGGAUUCGAGAGCAAGUGUCACACCGGUUGGUACACCACGACCCGCAUCUGAAUUCAGCCCGAUUGCGAGUGUAUGCCAAUCACCAUUGACUGGCUAUCAUACUUCUCAACCAAGCCCAUUACAGAAUCACAACAAUAAUAAUAACAACAAUACAAAUAACAACAAUAAUAAUAGUAUGUUGUACAAUAACAACAAUCACAUGCCGAAGGCGCCUACAACAGUAUCUCAUAUGACGACACAUACGUCGAAUACCGUGUCUCCAAUAAUGCAACAGCAGCAGCAGCAGCAACAACAACAACAACAACAGUCGCAGCAACAGCAACAGACACAACAACAGAUUUCAUCCGCUUCACACAAUUCGGAGCGAUUACGAAAUCUGUUGACCACAAAACGACCGCCAAAUGCUAUUGCUCCGGGUGGCGAAAGUGAACAAGACCAACGUACUGUGGCUCACAAUAAAAUACUGAAAGGUCUUUUGGAUGCUGAAGAAGAAAAAGACAAUGUAAAUAAUACAUUUGGAAAUAAAAUGAAUAAUCCAAAUCAAACGACCCAACAGCAGCAGCAGCAGCAGCAGCAGCAACAACAACAACAACAACAACAGCAGCAAAGACUUGGUAAUCAACAACGGGCGGGUGGCAGUGAUACGAAAUCGAAUGAAAAUCCCAUGCUGAUGCAUCUUUUAAAUCAUGACGAUGAUAAUAUGGAUGGUCGACCGUCAAAUCAACGGAACAACAGUGAAUUGUUGAGACAACUACAAAAGGAAGACACGCCCAAGGAUCAUCAUCACAACAUGAAUCCCAUCGGUAAUGAGGAACUUAUUCAAAUGCUUCGGUUUCAGGGUAACGAUUUUCCGAAUCGUAAACGAUCGUCAAACGAUUCCGAUGACAGUCCAUUGGCAAAACGAACUGAAGAUAAACCAUCAAAACUGCGUGAAAAGAACAAAAUGUUGGCAUCACUUUUGUCGAAUCCAUCAAAAGCACCAACUACAUUCACCCCGAUUCCUGUAGUGAAAACCAUUCCUGACAUAACACAAUCGCGAAUAACCGAUUCGCAACGUGGAUUCCAGCAACAACCGUCACCAAAUACAACGAAAUUGACUCCACAACAGUUGAUGAAUUUGCAACAGCAACAAUUAAAUCAAAGAACGCCACCGCAAACACAAAAUAAUCCACAGAUGCGCAAAACGGCCACAUCGAUAAUGCAACCGGCAAUAACGCGGCCACAAGAAUUCCAUUUUGAUACUGGCGCAUUUGCCACGUCAACAGCAACAACACCAGUUCAACCGAGCGGUGUUGGUGAUACCGAAUUGGACGAUAUUGUAAACAGUGUGAUUGAUUUGUUGCCCGAAUAUCCGGGUAAUAAUAUGUUGGGUGGAAUGGGGCUGGAAUCGUCAUCAAGUCAGCCAAGCCAACAACCGCAAAAUCAGGAAGAAAUGGCCAUUAAUGCCAUCACUAAAUCGCUUAUGCAAAUCGAAAGUACUGGCGUAUUCAAUAGCAGUCCACCCGCAUAUUCAAUGCAUAAUGUCAACACCACAUCUCAAGGUUUUCCACCGCCACCAGUUUAUACGCAACGAAGAAAUGCUGUCGGAAAUACAAACAACACCACAAACACAAAUUCACCACAAUCCACUCCAGCCAUGCGGCUACAAUUCCAACAGCAAAUGCAACGCGAAGCAUUACUUCAACAACAACAACAAAAGGAACGCCUGUUGCAACAACAACAGAAACAAUCUCUCGUUGUGCCAGUCAGUGCAACCGCAAACGAACAACUAUAUAUGAAUUCGGGAAUGUCAAGUUUUGAGCUAUUGAACAAUGUGCCGCCGAAUGUUUCACUACAACGAAGUACGAAUGUUGUGCCUGAUACACAGUUAAGUCCAGGAUUCUCGCCGAAUUUGUUGCAACAACAACUUAGCCCGAAUCAAAGGGCACCAUUUAGCCCACAAUCAAAUCAAAGUAUUGGCUAUCAAUCAUUUACUACGAACGCUGGACAAAAUCAGAUAUCACAACAGCAACAAUUUUCUCAGGGGAACCAAACUCAGCCACAGCAAACACAACCGAAUCAACCUCAAACACAAUCGCAAUGGAAUGCGUCAACUAUACAAUCUCGUUUAUCCGUGCAACAACAACAGAAUCCAAUGUUGAAUGCACAAUUACAGAGUGGAUAUAGUAAUGCAGCUCGACAAUUCCAAGCACAACGACAGCGUUCACUCAAUUCUCCGGUUACGCAAAAUUUGCGGCAAAAUUCAUUUUCGGAUGGUUUCACCGAACCACCAAGUCCGACGACACAAAAUUCAUACGCUCCAAAUAUGUUCAAUAACCAACAGAUGCGAAUGGCACGACAACAAAGUAUACCGAACGCAACACAGCAUCUGCCUGGAUCGCCACGCCCUUAUUCAGAUUCCACAUACAUGAUGUACAAUAUGCAUUCGUCUGGAACAGCUAAUGAUUACUAUGGUCGUACACAGGGUGUGAAUAAUGCCGGACAUUCGUCAGAAUUUGUGCGUCGCGAAUUACGAACGAUGGUGAACGAGCGAACCAUGAACAAUGCAAGACCGCCACAAAGUCCGAUCGGACAAAAUGCGAUGAUGGUACCGAAUGCCAAUGUAACUGUCAAUAAUAAUAUUAACAGUAACACAAAUAAUGUGUCAAUGUCAAUGGCUGUGCAACAACAACAACAGCAGCAACAGCAGCAGCAACAGCAGCAAAUGAACUCCAAUUCAAUGAUGAACACAUCGGACAUGGCAUUUUACGAUCAAAUGACUCUACCGACAACUGGUACAACAGUUCUAGACACAAAAACCACAGCUUCUCAAUGGACAAGCGGAGAAACCGCUGCGACGAGGUCGAGUAUUUCGGAGGAGCAAAUCGGUGACCCUAAAAACUCAUCGCUGCUGCUUCAGAAACUGUUGUCUGACUAAAUUGAAAUUUUGCGGGAGAAAACAAAGUGAACACUGAAAGUGACCUAAAAAAACCCAGCCACAACGCUAUACAUCAAAUUGAAAAGAAUUUUCGGCUUGCGUUCUGCCAAAAACACAAGAAAAAAUAUUGAAAAUCAUCGAUGCUGAUGUGAUUUGCCGCAUACGUGCAAGUCUUGCAAUAUCAAGACCCAUGUAAAAUAACCAGAAAAAAAUCGGUUGCAAAAAAAAACUAAAUAAAACUAGAAAAAGUUGACGAAUUUUCGGAACGUGGAAAUAAAAUUUAAAAAAUUGAAUAAAUGUGAUGUGAUGUUGAUGUCUUAAGUUUUAUGUAAAUAUGUAUUAAAACAUAUGUGUAAAGUAAUAAAAGAAAAACAAAAAAUUGUAUAGAAAAAAAAAUGCAUGUGGCAUGAACAGAUUGUAUGCAGACAAAGAUUACUGCGCAAAAUAUUGCUGUCUUUGUCUUGAAAAACCAUACAAGAAAAAAAAAAAAUCUAAAAAAAUAUGAAAGUUAGUUGAAAAAAAAAAAAAAAAACAC
Contarinia nasturtii (swede midge) is the source of this 6096-nucleotide messenger RNA. RefSeq lists its product as uncharacterized. Gene Ontology annotation, cellular component: nucleus. The record is from RefSeq and is a predicted model, not a curated record. Bases 879 to 5561 code for a protein of 1560 amino acids. Gene Ontology annotation, biological process: positive regulation of transcription by RNA polymerase II; cellular response to hormone stimulus. NCBI's taxonomy places the organism in Eukaryota, Metazoa, Arthropoda, Insecta, Diptera, Cecidomyiidae. The transcript has 18 exons. Gene Ontology annotation, molecular function: nuclear receptor binding; protein dimerization activity.